Molecule: messenger RNA, 1003 nt
Organism: Sphaeroforma arctica JP610
Lineage: Eukaryota; Ichthyosporea; Ichthyophonida
Exons: 4
Coding region: 113-787 (224 amino acids)
Biological process (GO): endoplasmic reticulum to Golgi vesicle-mediated transport
Cellular component (GO): endoplasmic reticulum membrane; COPII-coated ER to Golgi transport vesicle; Golgi membrane
Molecular function (GO): COPII receptor activity
Source: RefSeq, a predicted model, not a curated record
ACGCACAGCGAGUGGGCUUUUCUAUCUGGCGGAAGUAGUAGAGGAGUAUCCCGAGCCAACGAAGAAAUUCAUAGGGAUCGCACUGAUUACUGCCUGUGUGUUGAAUGCUGCCAUGUGGCUAUUUGAGGGCUAUCCAUUGUUGGAGGUCGUGCUACCAGGGCUCGUAGCCCACGGAUUCUACUCUCUACUGCUCCCUACCUUCCCCGUGUGCAAUUUUGCAUCCGUCGGCUUUGUGUCCAGUACAGUAAUGUUCUGCGUGCAUCAGUACUGCGUGUUUUCGUACUUCUCGAGACACUACUACGUAUUCGCGGACGUGCUGGCCUACUUCACCGUAUGCGUGUGGCUCGUACCCUUCAUCUUCUUCGUCUCAUUGACGUCUAACGACGGCAACCUGCCCACCAAGUCCUCAGACGGUCAAGCCUCAGCAACCCCGGCAGCACGACGCAGCAGUAAGGUGGGUCUGAAAUCCAUGCUGAACUUCUUGAGCUGGAAAUCAGACGAUUUGCCUAAGAUACAUGAAACUCUCAAUGAGACACACAGUCACAGCAGCCUGGGUAUGGGGGGUGACCAGUAUCACCAAAACAACGGCAAUAUGAGCGGAUACGAGAGCGCUGGAUCGUUUCAAUCGAGGUCUAAUAGUCCAUAUGACAACCAACCAGGUUCAAAUGGGGCAAACAUCGGUGGUACAAAUCCUUACCACAGGCAACAUAGUAAUCAUUUUGAGCCACAAAAUACGUACGGGAACGUGGGUAGUCGGUCGUACGAUUACAGCCAGAAACAUAUCUGAUCAUUUCUGAGAAAUGAGGUUCGAAGGAGUGGGUCUUUUGGUUGGCGUAUAACAUUAGGAAUCACUUAAAAACGCUGGAGAAUCGGUUUUGAAGUUUUGAGAACAAUUUCAUAUAUCUCGAUAAAUUCUCUACUUCAAAUUGUUCACACUUAUUAUCAUAGCCUCUUAAAAUAAAACAAAGGCUAUGAUAUUAUAUAUUAAAUCUUUACAAAGUGA